This is a messenger RNA of Sciurus carolinensis (gray squirrel), 814 nucleotides long. RefSeq names its product nucleophosmin-like. The coding region runs from base 1 to 504 and encodes 167 amino acids. Gene Ontology annotation, cellular component: centrosome; ribonucleoprotein complex; nucleoplasm. Gene Ontology annotation, biological process: positive regulation of transcription by RNA polymerase II; ribosomal large subunit biogenesis; chromatin remodeling. The transcript is spliced from 3 exons. NCBI's taxonomy places the organism in Eukaryota, Metazoa, Chordata, Mammalia, Rodentia, Sciuridae. Gene Ontology annotation, molecular function: RNA binding; chromatin binding; histone binding. The record is from RefSeq and is a predicted model, not a curated record.
AUGGAAGAUUCGAUGGACAUGAACAUGAGCCCCCUGAGGCCCCAGAACUAUCUUUUCGCUGUGGAGGAAGAUGCAGAAUCAGAAGAUGAAGAGGAGGAGGAUGUAAAACUCUUCAGUGUGCCUGGAAAGCGAUCGGCCCCUGGAGGUGGUAGCAAGUUUCCCCAGAAAAAAGUAAAACCUGCUGCUGAUGAAGAUGAUGAUGAUGAAGAUGAAGAAGAUGAUGAUGAAGAUGAAGAUGAUGAGGAAACUGAUGGAAAAGACUCAAAACCAUCAACACCAAGAUCAAAAGGUGAAAAAUCCUUCAAAAAACACGAAAAAACUCCUAAAACACCAAAAGGACCUAGUUCUGUAGAGGACAUUAAAGCAAAAGUGCAAGCAAGUAUAGAGAAAGGUGGUUCUCUUCCCAAAGUGGAAGCCAAGUUCGUCAAUUAUGUGAAGAAUUGCUUCCGGAUAACUGACCAGGAGGCUAUUCAAGAUCUCUCCCAGUGGAGGAAGUCUCUUUAAGAAAAUAGUUUAAACAGUUUGUUAAAAAUUUCCGUCUUCUUUCAUUUCUGUAACAGUUGAUAUCUGGCUGUCCUUUUUAUAAUGCAAAGUGAGAACUUUCCCUACUGUGUUUGAUAAAUGUUGUCCAGGUUCCAUUGCCAAGAAUGUGUUGUCCAAAAUGCCUGUUUAGUUUUAAAGAUGGAACUCCAUCCUUUGCUUGGUUUUUAAGUAUGUAUGGAAUGUUAUGAUAGGACAUCGUAGUAGUGGUGGUCAGACAUGGAAAUGGUGGGGAGAAAAAAAUAUACAUGUGAAAUAAACUCAGUAUUUUAAU